AUGGACCUCACCCCCGUGCUUUUACUCGAGUUCUUCGUUCGCUCUUUUGUUGAGCUAUGGACUUCUGCUGUGUGGGUUUGCGGGGGAGGUACUAUUUGGGUGGUCCAGCGUAGCUGUUCGAGAAGGAGUGACUUGACAUGUUGGAGGAAUGGGCGACGUGUUGAUGCGCUGACACGUGCACACACAGGUGGAGCUGUGGAAAUGGAGUUGGGCGAUGUGAAUUUGCAGAUGCUUCUCUUCCUUGCACGCCAUGUGGUAGCAUGGGUGGGACAUGACGGCAGCAAACCUGUUCACCCCUUCUCUUCUUAUUGUGACUAG
Trypanosoma grayi is the source of this 318-nucleotide messenger RNA. RefSeq lists its product as hypothetical. The record is from RefSeq and is a predicted model, not a curated record. The transcript has a single exon. Bases 1 to 318 code for a protein of 105 amino acids. Lineage: Eukaryota; Euglenozoa; Kinetoplastea; Trypanosomatida; Trypanosomatidae.